GCGAGCGUGCGAGGGAGGGGGCGCGAGCGUGCGAGGGGGCCCCGCGCGCGCACACCCGCCGCCACUUCAGUCCCGAGGCGGCGACGGGACGGGAGCGAGAGCCCGGCCUCCCCGACAAGGAUGGCGGGGCUGGUGCUGCUGGCGCUGGCGCUGGGCGCGGCGGCGCUGCCCUUCGAGCAACGCGGCUUCUGGGACUUCGCGCUGGACGAGGGCGGCGGCGGCGGCGGGCGGGCGGCGCGGCAGGCGCCCGGCGAGCAGGAGGCGGCGGCGGCGGGCGACGACAGCGGCGACGGCGACGAGGCCUCGGGCGCCUUCCCCACGUCGGGCGCCCCCGACGCCGAGGCCGAGCCGCCCCCCUACGGCGGCCUCUGCCCCUUCGGCUGCCACUGCCACCUGCGCGUGGUGCAGUGCUCCGACCUGG
Rhea pennata is the source of this 421-nucleotide messenger RNA. Its product is annotated as biglycan-like. Lineage: Eukaryota; Metazoa; Chordata; Aves; Rheiformes; Rheidae. The transcript is spliced from 2 exons. The record is from RefSeq and is a predicted model, not a curated record. The annotation marks the transcript as partial.